AGACUAAACAUUUCUUCUGGCAAUAUGAGUUCGGGUGAUGAUUCAUCUGAUGAUGUUGAUUUUCAAUCCGCAGUUCUUACGGCAGUGGGUAUGUCACCUCGUCGAAGUCCGUCACUCAGUUCGAGUCAGCUAAAAACGAAACAAUCAUCUGAGCGAUCGUGGCUGCUGCCUGGGGAAAGCUUUCAAAUCGAAGAAUCUAAUAUCGGUUGUAUGACAGCAAUCGGAAAAAUCGGUGGUCGAGUCAUUGUUACGAACUAUCGACUUCGAUUCGAAGCUAAAGAAAAUUCUGGUAGAGAGAAUAAAUGCUGUCAAUUCGAUGUUCCGCUUGGCUGUAUAUCACGAGUCGAAAAAGUCGGAUACUCAACUGUGAGUCGUGGUGAGGAUUCUUAUGGGCUGGAAAUAACUUGUAAGGUAAGGAUAUGCGAAACAUUCGUUUCACUCAUCAGCAGACCAACCACAGUCGUCGUCCGCUCUACGAAAGUCUUCAAAAGUUCGCAUUUCCCGUCACGAACAAAUUGGUUUGCCUUAAUGAAUCCUCCUCCCAAAUUCGCACUAAUUUCUUUAACGAUGAUCUAUCGAAAAUACCGUUUUUUGCAGUGCUUUAUAAACCUCAGUUUGUAUUUGAUGGAUGGGUGCUAUAUGAUGCGGUUAAAGAGUUCCAACGCAUGGCAAGUUGAACAUAAGGUUCCAAAUGAGAGUUGGCGUAUUACGAAGAUAAACGAUCGCUAUGAAUUUGCUGAUACUUAUCCAGCAUUGUUGGCUGUACCUACAACUGCUGUCGCCGAGGGUGAGGAUUUUUUACAUAAGGUUGCCGAAUUCAGAAGUAAGCAACGCAUUCCGGUUCUAUCAUGGUUGAAUCCAUUAACACAAGCAGCUAUCACUCGCUCAUCUCAGCCUAUGGUUGGAGUUACUUCUCGUAAAUCAGCUGAAGAUGAAAGGUAUCUACAAUUGAUAAUUGAAGCGAAUGCUCACGCUCAUCAGCUGUUGAUUUUUGACGCUCGUCCUGUUGUGAAUGCCAAAGUGAAUAAGGCAAAGGGUGGAGGUUUUGAGGAUUCAUACGCGAAUUGUCGUCUUAUUUUCCUGGAUAUUCAGAACAUACAUGUUGUUCGUGAAUCCUUACGCAAACUAAAAGAUGCGUGCUUCCCGAAGGUUGAUGAAAAGAAUUGGUUACGUAUUCUUGAUGAAACGAAAUGGCUGAGUCAUAUACAGACCAUUCUUGAUGGUGCCACACAAAUUGCGAGAGAGAUUGAAGACAAUAAUGCAUCGGUACUUGUGCACUGUAGUGACGGUUGGGAUCGUACGGCUCAAUUGACGUCAGUUGCGAUGGUUGAACUGGAUCCAUACUAUAGAACAGUCACUGGUUUUGCUGUACUUAUCGAGAAGGAGUGGUGUAGUUUUGGCCAUAAAUUUGCUCAUAGAAUUGGUCAUGGUGAAGAUAAACAUAGUGACAGUGAGCGCUCACCAAUUUUUGUGCAAUUCGUCGAUUGCGUAUGGCAGUUGAUGGAGCAGUUUCCAUAUGCGUUUGAAUUCAAUGCAUCCUUAUUAAUUGUUAUACUGGACGAGUUGUACGCAUGUCGAUUUGGUACGUUUCUUUACAACAGUGAAAAACAGCGCCAUCGUGAUCAGAGAGUAAGAGAGAAUACAGUUUCUCUGUGGUCCUAUAUAGAAGCGAAUCGUCGUCGUUUUCUCAAUCCUUUAUACAAUCGCUUCCCUCGAUUCAUUGAAGUAUUACGUCCGAACACGAAAAUGCCUCGAAUUCGACCAUGGAAAGACUACUACUUCCGAUAUAAUCCAAGCAUUGUGGCACAGGAUCGCAUUGACAUCGAACCGUUGGUGAACGAAAAAAUUCUGCAGAGACUUCUAGCACUGAACGAAUUAGUUGAGCAAAGAGAACAAAUGGUCAGUAAAACAGCGUCGGUAUCGGCUGUCAGGGUGUGA
Anisakis simplex (herring worm) is the source of this 1938-nucleotide messenger RNA. NCBI's taxonomy places the organism in Eukaryota, Metazoa, Nematoda, Chromadorea, Rhabditida, Anisakidae. The record is from the annotation of a GenBank genome assembly.